CCUCAGAUGAGGUUCAUUGCUUCUCAUCAGUCACGUGGUUUUCCUCAGUGAAAGCUCCUUUGCCUUCCUGCGGCUCCUCGGCUCAGCCCAGCGAUGUUGAGGCUGAGAUGUAAGAUGCAACUCCAGAGGGGCCCGCUAGUAUAGAGGCAAAGUUAUGGCACGGCCGUCCUCGGAGGAAAAGGUCCUGCAGCAGCUCCUCUCUGCCAAAAAGUCCAUCACCGGCGACGCGCACGCAUUUCUGGGACGCACCACACCGGAGCGAGAAGCCCCCACAUUACGCACCAAAUUAAACUAAUUGAAUUCUGGGGACAGAAGCGAGUCGAGGGUAGAAGGAGAAUUCAGCAGCAUUUGACUGGAGUUGAGUGAGGGGCUGCGAUGCAACAGGCCUGAGUGAAGAGGAGAUCACCUCUGGAUCACAGCCUGCCACAGUGCUAAGCUAAUCUUGAUGCAGCCAUAGUUCCAAGUGCCCUUCCUCCAACCUGAAGAUGACACUUAGAGAAUAGGAGUUCUGACUUUAUUCUUCACCUCUGCAGCCUGCAGGCAGUACGACCAAAACUGUAAAACAGUGAAACCAAGGCAGCCAUGAACCUGUUCAGGAAGGACGCCAUUUGCUCAAAGAAGGAGAAGGAUAAAGAGAUCCAGUACGAGGAACCUCCAGAUGGAGGUUGGGGCUGGAUGGUGGUGCUGCAUUGCUUCCUGGUAAAUGUCCUAGUGAUGGGAACACUGAAGAGCUUUGGGAUCUUCUUUGUGGCUUUCCAAGACGACUUUGGAGGCUCGUCAGAGAGCAUCAGCUGGAUUGGUUCCAUCAUGUCAAGCAUGCGGCUGUCUGGAGCACCCAUGGCCUCUGUGGCGUGUGCCAAGUUUGGAACCCGGACGACCUCCAUCACUGGGGCGUUGCUGGUCAGCGGAGGCUUCAUCAUGAGUAUUGCCGCAAGCAGCGUAGUGUUCCUCUACGUCAGCAUGGGAGUGAUAGUUGGGAUGGGUUUCGCACUGCUAUACCAGUCCUUCUCAGUGGUCACAGCUCUGUACUUUCGAAAGAGGUUAGCAACGGCGUAUGCGAUUGGACGUUCUGGGAUGGGUUUGACCUUUGCCCUUGCCCCAUUUACUCAGCUGCUCCUGGACCUAUAUGCCUGGCAAGGGGCGAUGCUGAUUCUUGGAGGUCUAAUGCUGAACCUGGUGGCCUCUGGGAUGCUUCUGCGACCAAUCAAUGUAAAGCCUCCUGUACCAAACGCUACCUCUUCCCCCACCCAAAAGAGCCCUGCUGUUUCCCUCAAGAGCUCCUUAGAGAAGGAAUACACCAAGAGCUGCUUGAACGGCUCCUCUCACUUAUCCAAUGGCAUCGCCAAAUCAGACUCAUCCCCUUCCCUUCCUCCCCCUCACAGGGACACUGAGAACCUGGGGGGCCAAUGUACUCAGGGACCUGAGGACCAGUCAGUGACACCUGAACUGACCAGACUAGUCCUCAGUGGUGUGAAUGGCCACGAGCCUUACCAAGACUCGGUUCAGUGUAAACCCAUCACUCCGGACAGCUCAGCCGAGCACAAUGGCGGCAUGAAUGGGUCCACCAUUGUUGGACAUCCCUCGCAUGCCAGCACACCCAGCGAGGUGGCCGUCGUACAAACCAAAGUACUGGAUUUUUCCCUGCUAAAGGACCCGUUCUUUUGCAUCUACACUUGGUCCGUGGUCUUCAGCCAGCUGGCCUACUUCAUCCCUUAUUUCCACCUGUCUGCCCGAGCCAGAACCCUGGGCAUCGAUGCCAUGGAUGCUUCAUUUAUCAUCUCUGUGGCAGGUAUCACAGAGACCAUCGCCCAGCUAGCCUCAGGCUGGGUGACAGACAGGAACCUGUUUCAUAAAUACCACUACCACAAAACCUACCUGAUCCUCUGUGGCCUGGUCAACCUGCUGUCGCCGCUCGCAGACACCUACAUCCUGCUCAUGGUCUACGCCAUCUUCUUUGCCAUCUUCUGUGGCGGCUACAUGGCGCUGCUGCUGCCUGUUCUAGUGGAUCUCGUGGGGGCAGAGAAACUCAACAACUCCAUGGGCUUCUCCAUGUUCUUUGUCGGCCUGGGCUGCCUCACGGGGCCUCCUUUAGCCGGGUUCCUUUACGACUACACUCAGACUUACGACUGUUCUUUCUACCUGGCCGGGCUCUGCUACCUGCUCUCCUCCCUCUCCCUGUUCUUGGAGCCGCUGGCUCAGCGCUGGAAGGCCAAGAAGGACCUGGCCCUGGCCAAGACGGCAGAAAGCAGCUGCAAGACAAAUGGCUGCUUCACCCUGGAGCGCCUGCAGAACGGCGUUGUGUAAGAAUGACACCCAGGGAGAGCCUUGCAGUGGGCCUGCCAACCUUGGACCAUGGACUGCAACUUAAAGUUGGAACCUAAGUGACUCUUAAUGUCUGCAAGAGAGUUACAUAGGCUGGGGGGGAGGGGGAUAUGACCACAGUAGCAUGAUUUUUAAGAGAGUACGGUAGUAUGGACAUUAUUAGAUUAUUGUGUUGAACUUUUAAAAUGCCAACAUUUUACUGUAAAACUGCAAAAUAUUAUACUCCCCAUCUUUAUAUUAUCAGAGGUGUAUGCAUCCCAACCGAGAACAACCCCCUACAGACCACAGCCAGCAUGUUAGCAGCUAAGCAGCCACGACUUACUGAAACAUGAUCUGUUUUUCUAAUACAACAGCUUUGCAGUAACAUCUCGUAGCUGGAAACUAAGCUAUGCAGUUGAGCUUGACUUCCUGUUUUCAAUACAUUUUUCUGCGACGACAUUAAUGCAAGCACAUAUCCACAAGGGGAGGCUUUUCACCUGACCUCCUUGAAAGCCUUUUCCUGUGUCUGUACACCUUUACUCACUGAUAUGCACUUUGGGGCCAGGUUGUGAUCAUGCUGCAUGACAUUUCCUCUGACCUUUUACUUCCAGAUAUUUGAGAUACUGAACAACAACGUAAUUGCAGCCUGUCUCUAAAGACACGAUGUGUAAUUUGCUCCAUACAGAUCCACAAAAAAGAAAGAAAAAGAUUCUCUUAACCCAAACAAAUGUUUGUUGGCACAAGAGUAGAUUGUAUGGCAAACACUUAUUGAUCAGUUCAUUUCACAUUGACACAUCAUUCAGACUUGGCAUUUUUUUAUAUCUUACAACCCAUACAUACUCAUUCAUACCUUCAGCUCUUUCAUACCUUUUACAGUUUUACUGGAAGUUGAAGUUUUAUUCUUUUUUUUGGAGAUUUUUUGAAACUAUAAUGGCUGGUGACACUGAUCUGUGCACCCAAGGGAAAGGGCUUUACAGUUUUUCUGAACGGCCAAAACACUGAACCCUGUUCUCCAAACAAAACUGUCAACUGGAAAAACAACUUUAUCGAACCGAUGACUUAGUUGGCAGGAAUGUUCAGAUAUCUAACAAUAAAUAUUUUUCUGUAAUUUUACAGUAAAGAUCUGCUCAGAGUGCAGUGUUUUGCAUUUAUUUGUGUAGUGUGUAAUUAUUGCUGAGUCGUGUUUAUGCAUUAGCUGGCUUUCUUUGUUAUUUGAUGGCAAUGUUUGGUUCUGGGUAAAUAGUUUUGAAUCAAUUGUUUGAUUUUGCAAGACAAGUCAAACGCUUUGUGAGUGGAGCUUGAAUUUUUGUGUUUGUGUUUACUAUUGAUAAUUGGAGAGGAGGUUUCAGUAAAUUUGUUUUAACAAUUCAGAGAAACUGUAACAUAACGUUUUAACCCUUCAACCCUUUCAAAACCCCGUAAUAUAAACUGACUUAUCUCUCACCCCUGAACUGAGAGCUCAGCUACUUUCGGAGUCCGUGCUGACAUGUUGGACACACCUAUAUGGAAACUGCUCACAGUGCACAUGCUUCAACUGCACGUUCACUUAAGAUGAAAUUCCAACAGCUUUAAAAUCAACACUGGAAUGUCAAAGUUUGACAUACCAGCUGAAACAUGUUCCGGUUGGUUUCAUACAAUGUCAUUUAAACUGCUCACAAAAGGAGCUGACAUCUGCUUAAACUCGGUUAAGCGCAUAACUCCGCCAAUAUAUGCCUUUCAAUUGAUUCCAUGGGAAAUCAGUGAAAAUAUCAUAAAAUUGUAUCCAACAAUGUUACAGAAAACUAAAUCCUGGAUCCGGUCCCUGAUCUGGAUCUGACCCAAACUUAAAUGGGUUCUUCCCUGAGUGGUACCACAUCUUUCCACCAAGUUUCAAGCAAAUCUGCUCAGUUGUCUUUGUGUAAUCUUCAACUCAAACAAAACACCACCGGACAGGGGUGAGAACAUAACCUCCUUGGGAGAGGUAAUGCAAACUCUGCUGCUGACACCUGCGCUGCUUUCAGUACUUCAACCAACCCUUCAGCUCCUUACACCACAUUUAACCCCUUUUUAACCUGUUUACACUCAUUGCAUUGGCAAUUUUCUACACAGAUGAGCUCACUUUAUUUCGCUUAGAAAUGUUGAUAUUAAAUUAAAACCUCAGUGAUGACCUUUUUAAAUGCUGCAACUAGAAACUGCUGCUUUGGUGGGUCACAAUAAUAAGCAUUUAAAAUGGUAUGUGGUAGUACCUGCUGUUAAGAAAACACUCACGCCCUGCUCGUCGUCGCCUGUAAGCCGUUCUAUGCAAACACACACAGAGCAGGAUUUACAUUUGACCACCCCGCCUAUACGCACAGUCAUUUUAACCUAAGCAAAGGUUACAGCUCUUUUAAUGUUUCCUGAACAUACGAAUCACAAAGAGAGCUGAUGGAGCUGAUGGAGCUGUUGUACGCUGAACAGCCGGAGCUUCUGUGUGAUCAAGUGUCAUUUUUAUCAACUUUUUAUGUCUGUAAAUCUCUGACCAAGUGUGUUACAAAGAUGUUUUGCCAAUGUCGCCCGUAAAAAUGCAAGGGCCCACCACACUGACUGUUGCCCAGCCUUUACAGUGCCUGCAAGCAGCCAAUUAAUGGCAAUGCAACAUAUUAUUUUAUUUUGUUUAUACAUGGGAGUGUAUUGGUUGUUGAAUCUUUUUUUUAAUAUAUAUAGUAGAGGUUUUUGUUUUUUCAGGGGGUUCCUUGUUUUUCACCGGUUUGCCUUACAGGGUACUGUGCUGUAUCUUUAUUAACUUCCUGUGAUGUCAGUCAAAGACACAUUAGAAACCUUUCGACAACUUGAAGCUCAUGAGUGAUGAGAUGGACAGCGUGUAUAAUUUAGACCACUAUGACCAUCCAUUAUUCAGUCAUUUCCCAGUCUUGAUUAUGGAUGGCCCAGAAUCCAGAGAUGGACAUGUGUUUUGUUAUGCUGCCCUCUUAUGGCAGGGGAAUGCAUCUACUCAAAGAAUGCUGUGUCAAUUAGUACCAAGUUAUUCCCCCUCAACUCACUUUCACAAUACUGAGCAAGGCUCUUUGUAUUGUUUCAAUAACAACAGUCAUGCACAAAAGCUCUUUAGCCUCACGGGUUGCAUUCACCACCAGUAUGCUAUCAGGAUUUAGGGCCUCUGUAUAUUUUGUACCAUAAUAAAUCUUUUAUGAAAUGUAUUUGAUGCUUUAAAAAGGUAGAUUCCGUUUGGAAUUACUUUACUUGAUAGUUAUCUGGGUAUGGCAAGGAACUGUAUCUUUAAGAAAUACUUUUUAUGGCUCUUUGGUAAUGUCUCAAACCUCCCUGGUAAGGAAGUGAGUUCUGUUCAAUGAUGUUGGAUGUUCUCGUUGCAGCGGAUGCAUUCAUGGGUGAAGCACUGUUUUGUUACAACUCUUUUCUCCUGGAUUUGCAAACUGAGUUUAGAACAUAUGCUUAACGAAUCAUAGAUAUCGUUUUCCAAGCCUUGUAACAGUGCCAACUCAGCUCUAAUAAACUGACGCGUAACUCAGUC
Hippoglossus stenolepis (Pacific halibut) is the source of this 5806-nucleotide messenger RNA. It is a transcript of the gene slc16a4, whose product is annotated as solute carrier family 16 member 4. The transcript is spliced from 11 exons. Gene Ontology annotation, molecular function: monocarboxylic acid transmembrane transporter activity. Lineage: Eukaryota; Metazoa; Chordata; Actinopteri; Pleuronectiformes; Pleuronectidae. Bases 583 to 2304 code for a protein of 573 amino acids. Gene Ontology annotation, biological process: monocarboxylic acid transport; transmembrane transport. The record is from RefSeq and is a predicted model, not a curated record.